ACAGUGGUGGUGGCGGCGCGUUGCGUUUCAGAGUUGUGUGCUGGGUCUUGGUAGUGUAUGAGUGGUGGUGUCAAAUCCAAUGUUUGAAGUGUGAAUGCAAAUACAGUUACCUGCAGAAGAUGUGAAUGACGACGUUCGUAUUUAAAACAACCCCCGACUCCGGCUUACUGUCAUGGCAUCAGUCAGGUCACCAAGGCUGCCCUUGCGGCUCUUAGACCUUUGCAGGCCCAAACAGCAUGGUUGUCUCACCAGCUCGCAGCUUGUGGAUGCUGCACAGGCAGCUGAAAACACAGCGAUCCCUUUGGAGCUUCCUGGUGAAGCUCGUGUGAUCAUCUGUGGAGGUGGUGUGGUAGGCUGCUCUGUGGCAUAUCAUUUGGCUAGAGACCAUGGCCUCACUGAUGUUGUUGUGCUUGAGAAAGGAGUGAUUGGGGGUGGCUCAACUAAGCAUGGUGCUGGUCUCUUGGGGCAGCUGAAGGCCACAACCAUAGAGUGCAGAGUCUCGAAGUACAGCAUUCAGCUGUAUAAAGAGUUUGAAAGUAGAGGCUUUGACACAGGAUGGAACCAGUGUGGAAGUCUUCUUCUCGCUCGCACAAAAGACCGCCUCUUUUACUUCAAGAGACUAGCAGCAAUGGCAGCGUCACUAAACCUUGAGUGCCAUUUGCUGUCUCCAACAGAGGUACAGUCAAAGGCUCCCGACAUCACAACCGAGUUGUUAGAAGGCGCACUGUGGGUGCCUGGUGAUGGCGUGGCAGACCCUUCGCUUGUCUGCAAAGUACUCGCUCAACAAGCAUCAGAGAUGGGCAUAAAAAUUGUAGAAGGUUGCUCUGUUGAAAAAGUCACUGCACAUGGCCACCAGAAUGUGCAUGAUGUGGAAACAAACUGGGGAACUAUACGCUGUGAAUAUUUUGUGAACUCGGCUGGAUAUUUUGGCCGGCACCUUGGUAAAAUGAGCAUACCUGAAGUUAAGGUUCCUCUGUACCCAUGUGAGCACCACUUCCUCCAUACCUUGCCUGUGAAAGGCAUGGAUCCUGACAUGCCUGUGAUUCAUGACUGUGAUGGCCACUUCUACUUGAGAGCACAUGAAGGAGCGUAUCUUGCUGGUGGCUUUGAACCACAAUGUAAGCCAGCUGAUCUGAGCAUCCUUCCAUCUGGAGAACUGGGAACACUUCCAGAAGACUGGGAUCAGUUCUAUGUCCUGUUGAAGGAAAUUCUUUUUCGUUUUCCAAAACUGGGAAACGUGGCAGUGGACAGACUUUACAAUUGCCCUGAAAGCUUUACGCCUGAUUGUCGUUGGAUCAUAGGAGAAGCUCCUGAGGCGAAGAACUAUUUUGUAGCCUCUGGAAUGAAGUCUGUUGGCAUUGAGGCUGCCGGCGGCUUGGGUGAAGUCACAGCUGAGUGGAUUGCAAAAGGAGAGCCAAAGCUUGACCUGUGGGACAUUGACAUACGGAGGUUCAUUGGGAUUCAUAACAAUGCUCAUUUUCUUCGAGACCGCAUGACUGAGGCACCAGGCAUGCAUUACAAGCUGUGUUAUCCUUUUGUGGAAUUUCAAACUGGCCGAGAGCUGCGUAUGUCACCCAUAUAUCCUCGUCUCAAACUGGCUGGAGCUGUUUUUGGGCAAACAAUGGGUUAUGAAAGGCCUCACUAUUACACAUCCAGUGAUCCAAACAUUCUGACAGGAACAGACCUGCCUUCAGCUAAAGUUGAUGUAUAUGGAAAGCCACCAUGGUUUGAUGCAGUAAAAUCUGAGUAUGAAGCCUGUCGAGAAAGGGUUGCUCUUCUGGACUAUUCCUCUUUCACCAAAUUGGAAGUUUGGUCUCCUGGUAGUGAGGUGGUUGAUCUGCUGCAGUACUUGUGUUCAAAUGAUAUCGAUAUCCCCGUGGGAAGCAUUGUUAAUACUGGUAUGCAAAACCAUUGGGGUGGCUAUGAAAAUGACUGCAGCCUUGUGAGGCUCGAGAAAAACAGGUAUAUGAUAGUGGCACCAACCAAGCAGCAGAUGCGCUGCCAGACAUGGAUUCGUCGCCAUGUGCCGUAUGACAGCCCUAUUGUCAUUGCUGAUGUCACAUCUAUGUACACUGCUAUCUGCAUCAUGGGCCAGCGAGCACCAAACCUCAUGUCAGAACUUACUGACACCUCAUUAACAUCCAAAGACUUUCCACUCUUCACAUGGAAAGAGCUUGACCUAGGUUUGGCCAGUGGCAUCAAGGUUUUUCACAUGACGCACACUGGAGACAGAGGAUGGGUCUUGUACAUACCUAAUGAGUAUGCUCUUCAUGUAUAUGACAGAAUUCUCGAAGUGGGUCAAAAGUAUGGAAUUCAACAUGCUGGUUACUUUGCAAUGAGGACGCUUCGCAUUGAGAAGUUUUUUGCCUUCUGGGGAAAGGACCUGGAUUGCACAACAACACCAUUCGAGUGUGGACGAGCCUUCAGGGUGAAGUUUGAUAAAGACUUUCUUGGAAAGGAAGCUCUGUUGCAGCAGAAGAAAGCGGGUGUGACUCGACGGUAUGUGCAACUACUGCUCAAAGAUCACGACCCUGACUAUGACCCGUGGCCUUGGGGUGGUGAGCCCAUCUUGUUUGAAGACCGUUGCAUUGGCAUGACAUCCACCACCUGUUAUGGAUUUACACUUGGUGGACAGGUGUGCCUGGGCUUUGUGGAAAACAAGGACGAGAAUGGUGUGCCACAGGUGCUGACGAAUGACUUCAUCUUGAAGAAUGAAUUUUGGGUCGACAUUGCAGGCCACAAGUUCGCAGCUCGAGCAAACAUUCAUUCACCAUCUUUGGCUUAUCAGGAAGCUUUCUGCUGCCAACUUGGUUUUGCAGUGUCUUCGGGUUUGGCCCACAUCUGAAUAAAAGACAAUGUCACGUGAUGUCAUAAUGAUGUGACUUAGUUGUGCAAUAAAGGAUGCAACAAAUGAUGAUAA
Molecule: messenger RNA, 2920 nt
Organism: Rhipicephalus microplus (southern cattle tick)
Lineage: Eukaryota; Metazoa; Arthropoda; Arachnida; Ixodida; Ixodidae
Product: pyruvate dehydrogenase phosphatase regulatory subunit, mitochondrial
Cellular component (GO): mitochondrion
Molecular function (GO): protein binding
Source: RefSeq, a predicted model, not a curated record